CGUACACAAACCGUACACGCCUUCGACUGUUCAACCAAUCUAGUCACACAAAUACAGCAGAGUCUCUGACUCUCUCCACAGACGACAGCUUUCCCGACAUGCAGUGAAUGCAUACACGACCUGCGACACACAGCAACUCGAGACUUUGGAUCAAGACGCAAUGCGAGCUGGUCGCUCAGAGGAUACCGCGGAAGCUGAAAGCGACGGCUUACUUCCUUCUGGGCAUGAUGAGACGUUGCUUGACACUGCCGGACAGAAGGAAGCACCUCGCAGCCUGCUUCGCAAACUAGGGCUCUCGUUCUUCCUUUUCGGACUCAUAAACAACGUACUCUAUGUGAUCAUCCUAUCCGCCGCACUUGACCUCGUCCCUCCGUCCACGCCGAAGGGCAUCAUCGCCUUCUGCAAUAUCUUCCCCUCCCUCCUCGUGAAGCUCGGCUGGCCGUACCUCCUCCGCGGCCGCGUGCGGUACGCCAUGCGCCUCGUGGGCUGUGCAGCUGUCAGUGUCUUGGGUAUGUGGAUCAUUGCCGCGUUUGAUAGCCUAUUCAUGCGGCUGCUGGGCAUAUGCUGCGCGUCGUUCUCAUCAGGGCUGGGCGAGCUCACAUUCCUACAGCUCUCGACACGCUACCAUCCACCGUCUGUAGCAGGACACAGUGUAGGGUACUUCGCCUCUGGCACAGGCGCAGCUGGCCUCGUCGGCGCGUUCCUGUGGUGGGAGCUCCGCGGGCUAGGUGUUCGCACAGGCGUUGGGCUUAGCUCGGUCCUACCCCUCGUCAUCCCCCUAACAUACUUCCUACUCCUGCCCAAGCCGUCUGCGGUUUCGAGUGUCGAUCUACCAUCGACUACUCUCCCGGACUCGGUCGUCGCGGCUGAAUACACUGCACUAUCCUCCAGCGAAGAAGAUGCGUUGGGGCAGGUUCCGGUGCAGGACACGGCAGCGAUAGGCGCAAAGACCGGAGUUGGCGUGGCGCUGAGCAUGGAGGAUAAAUGGAGGCUUGUGAAGCCACUGGUAGGAAGGUACAUGAUGCCACUAUUCUGCGUGUACCUUUUCGAGUACACGAUCAACCAGGGCAUCGCGCCGACGCUCAUCUAUCCUGUCCCGACACCAGCAGAAUACCCGCUGAUGAGCAAGAUCAUACACUCUAUCCGGGACUAUUAUCCCCUCUGGCAGCUCGUCUACCAAGCCUCCGUUUUCCUGUCUCGCUCGACGCUCUCGCUCGGUCUCCCCCCACUCCCCGCUGCGCUGCUCUCCGUACCAGCCAUCGUCCAGGCCUUCGUGCUCCUCAUACUUGCACUCGAAUCUGCUGUAGGCCUGUUUGACGGAGGUCGUGACGGGGGCGCGCUCGCGUUCGGACUCGUCUUCGGGCUCAUCAGCAUAGAAGGGAUCUGCGGCGGGCUAGCGUACGUGAAUGUGUAUCAUCGCGUCAACCAAGAAGCCGACGCGCAGGGGGUCGCGCUCGACACCGAGGAGAGCAGGGAGCGGGCGCGGCAGGAGCGCGAGUUCAAGAUCGGUUCCAUUGGGAUCGCAGACGGCGCGGGGAUCCUGCUCGCCAGCAUUGUGUCGGUCCCGACGGAGAUGAAGUUGUGUCGUACGCAGGUCGGGAGGGGGAGGACAUUGUGUGAGGGGCUGUAACAGACGGCGGCUGCGAGGCGGCUGCUGAAAUGGUACUGGAUCGUGCUGUCUAUGGUGCUACAAUAUGGUGCUGGGUAUAUAUGGUAUUGUAUAGCUAGUACAUAAUCUACGAACGGAUACAUCAGUGUGUAUUUGCGUUGUCCCCCUUGGUAUUUGCUUGGUUUGCCACUUGAUCUCAUACCAAGACCCUCUACACGGUCUCAAGCCCCGAGGCCUCAAGCUCAAGGCCUCACAUGCACAAGUGAGCCGGCGUUGUUGUCGAACCUCUGUGAUUGCGAACUUGUUGCGAACC
Molecule: messenger RNA, 1922 nt
Organism: Rhodofomes roseus
Lineage: Eukaryota; Fungi; Basidiomycota; Agaricomycetes; Polyporales; Fomitopsidaceae
Product: batten's disease protein Cln3
Exons: 11
Coding region: 161-1630 (489 amino acids)
Biological process (GO): regulation of intracellular pH
Cellular component (GO): vacuole; membrane
Source: RefSeq, a predicted model, not a curated record